AUGGCUGAAAUUUACCGCUGCCUUAAUUACAAGACACCUGCUAUUGCUCGUGCCAGCAAACGCACACGGGCCUUGGAUGCUAUGGUCCAGCCAUACUCAAUACGUGAAACUGGCGAAACAAGUCUUCAGGUCAACCCGGCUGUUGUUAUUGGUAAGCCGCUGCCAGUUGGCCCUCUGCAAUUAAAGGUGCUGCCUCCCUGUCUGAAGUGUGGUGCUAAAAAAAUUGAACAUGAAACAUUGCAUUUUUGUUGUGGAGAUGGGGAUAUCAGAAUUGCUUCAAAUGAAUACCCUCCUGAAUUGGAGCGUUUAUUUACAUCUGACGAUGAAGAUGCAGUGCACUUUAGGAAAUAUGCUCGGCUAGGGGGGCCUAAGUUCCUGCAGUUGUAUUUCUGUGAUGGCCAGUGUGAGGCUGCAAAUAGGACUAAGUGUUUUCUAGAAGUUAGGGACGAUAUUAUUGAAAUUCUAAUGAGAGUCACCAAAGACAAUCCAUAUGCUCGGUUCUUUCGGUCUUUAAAAGAGAUCAAUGUAAGUGAGGAUACGCAAAUAGUUAUCAAUCAACAUGCAGUUUUGGACCAACGCAUGUUCAAUGCACCAACAAGUAAUGAAGUGGCUGCUAUAUGGACAGACAGUACAGGUUCUAGCAAAUCGGAAGGUUCAUACAUCUGUGUGUCUGGUAGAUCAGAUGACAUACAUCGAAUAUAUCAUUAUUAUGGAUGCUAUGAUCCAUUGCAGUAUCCUCUUCUGUUUCCCUAUGGUGAUUGUGGAUGGGCACAGGGGAUGUGCAAAAAUUACAGAGACAAGCAACAACAUGGUUCAGCAGCAGUAGACCCUGUGCAUUCAUGUUCUGUUAACACAGAAGAAGAUUUGCUUGCUGCAGAGGCUCUUCGUGCUUCGGAAAAUAGUGGCACUUCAGAAAGGCAUAUUUCCCCAAGGCAGUAUUAUGCAUAUAAACUUCAAAAUCACCCACACAAUAUGUUGCUUCGUGCAGGACGUUGUUUCCAGCAGUAUAUUGUAGACAUGUACAUCAAAAUAGAAAAUACACGAUUAGAUUUCUUCAGGCGAAAUCAGCAAACCAUACGUGCUGAUCUUUACCAGGGAAUUCUAGAUUCUGUAGAAGGAGGUGAAACAAAUGCUAUAAAUGUUGGCCGUAGAGUUAUUCUUUCUCCGACUUUUAUUGGAGGGCCACGUGAUAUGAAACGCCCAUACUUAAAUGCAAUGUCAUUGGUUCAGCGCUUUGGAAAGCCUGAUUUAUUUGUUACUAUGACAUGCAAUGCUAAAUGGCCUGAGAUAACAGCUGAACUUGCUGAUAGGGAACUUGCAGAAAAUCGUCCUGACCUUAUAACGCGUGUUUUUCGAUCUAAACUUAUCAGCCUUAAACAUGAGAUCAUGAAAAAACAUGUGUUUGGUGAAUUUGAGGCAAUGAUAUAUGUGAUUGAAUUCCAAAAAAGAGGCCUUCCUCAUGCUCACUUCUUAAUCAUUCUUAAAGGUGAAUACAAGGUCAAAUCACCUUCAGAUUUUGAUAAGUUUGUGUGUGCUGAAAUCCCUGUUGAAUGUGGCAAUCUUUGGAAGAUAGUCUUGGCCCAUAUGAUGCAUGGCCCUUGUGGCCUGCGGAACCCUUCAUGUGGGUGCAUGAAGAAGCAGGCAGAUGGCUCUAUUGCUUGUAAUUAUAAUUAUCCUAGGGCAUUUCUAAGCGAAACAACAAACAAUGAAGAUGGCUUCCCAAUGUAUCGAAGGAGAAAUACUGGUGAAAGUGUGCGUAUUUGGGGAGCUAACUUAGACAACCGGUGGGUCAUUCCGUACAAUCCUUAUCUAUCAAAAAAUUUUGACUGCCACUUGAAUGUUGAGGUUUGUUCAACAAUUCAUGCAGUUAAGUACUUGUACAAGUAUGUGUACAAGGGCCAUGAUAGGGUGUCUUUUAGUGUGGCUGGCCAGCAGGAUGCAGCUUUGGAUGAAAUUAAAAACUUUCAAUCUUGUAGAUGGGUUUCUCCAUGCGAAGCAACUUGGAGAAUUUUUGGACUUGACUUAUUUGAAAUGCAUCCGCCUGUUCAGCUCUUACCUGUGCACUUGCCUAAUAUGCAAACUGUUGUUGUGAACCCGAAUGAACGUUUAGACACUGUGGUUCAAAAUGAUAAGCGUUCACGCACAGCUCUUACAGAGUUCUUUAGGCUGAAUGCAGCUACACCUGGUGGUACAGGUCACCUGUACAGUGAGAUGACUGAACACUUUAGGUGGGACAAUGGAAAAAAGGCAUGGUUUCAAAGACAAAAUAAAAGAAUAGUUGUUGGACGCUUAGCUUUUGUUGCUCCAGGCGAGGGUGAGAGGUUUUUCUUGCGUCUGCUACUUAUUAAUAUUCGGAGUCCUAAGUCCUUUGAAGAUUUGUUAACAGUGAAAGGGCAAGUCUGCUGUACUUUCCAGGAAGUAGCCAUUAAAAGAGGCUUAAUGGAAGCAGAUGGUGCAGUGGUGGCUUGUUUAGAGGAGGCAUCAGAAGUGCAAAUUCCUGUAGCAAUGAGGCAACUCUUUGCUACUAUCCAAACAGUUUAUGGCUACGCUUUUACAGUUCGCUAA
Messenger RNA from Chenopodium quinoa (quinoa), 2565 nucleotides. RefSeq lists its product as uncharacterized. The transcript is spliced from 6 exons. The record is from RefSeq and is a predicted model, not a curated record. Lineage: Eukaryota; Viridiplantae; Streptophyta; Magnoliopsida; Caryophyllales; Amaranthaceae. The coding region runs from base 1 to 2565 and encodes 854 amino acids.